Fukomys damarensis (Damara mole-rat) is the source of this 2959-nucleotide messenger RNA. It is a transcript of the gene Nfatc2ip, whose product is annotated as nuclear factor of activated T cells 2 interacting protein. NCBI's taxonomy places the organism in Eukaryota, Metazoa, Chordata, Mammalia, Rodentia, Bathyergidae. The coding region runs from base 406 to 1689 and encodes 427 amino acids. The transcript is spliced from 9 exons. The record is from RefSeq and is a predicted model, not a curated record. Gene Ontology annotation, molecular function: protein binding. Gene Ontology annotation, biological process: positive regulation of transcription by RNA polymerase II; cytokine production.
UAAAAACUUUCCUAAAUCUUGUUUGAUCUCUCUUAGGUCACUGAGAAGGAAGUACACAAGAACACAGUUAUUGUUGAAUUUGUCAUUUCUUCCCUGUGGUUUAUAUUGAUAUUUUGAACACAAGAUGACAAACAAGCGCACCACCUGCAGUUUAUGCAGCUCCUGAAGUUCACGUCUGACCCUAUACUUCAGAGUUGAGGACUACCAUUCCCAGGAUGCCUCGCUCCUCUACCAGAGGGUCCAACGGGUCUUUUAUAUGGGCAUGGGCCGUGAGAGAAGGCGUGUCAACAGAGACGAGCUCAGCCAAUGGGUGAGUCCGACCAAGUCAAAACCUUCGCUGAUUGCACAGAGGGUAUUAGAAUGUUUGGCGCCUUGCUUUCAAUGGCAGAUGCCUGAUGGGUGGAUAUGCUGACCAAUGAAAAGGUAGGGAGGCGGAUCCGGAGCGCGUGGGUGAAGAGGAACGCUGACUGGCAGGCUGUUCACCCAAUGAGAGGCCGAGAUCGCUUGGCGAGGUGGGUGGGCGCGGAGAGUAGAGACGGGCGGGUGGGGCUGUUGUGUGAGAUGGCGGAACCCGCUAGGAGAAAGGUUUUGAGGCCCCGAGCUGGGCGGGUUGGCCGAGGCGCUCGGGGUGGGCGUCCUUGCGCCCAGCGUUCUCCAGCCGGGCGCACUGUGGACACAGUGCUUGUGGACUUGGUCAGCGACAGCGACGAGGAUGUCCUGGAGGUGGCCACCACGCGCGGUGCAGUGGAUGCAGUUGAAGUCCAGUCCCCCGAGCCUUGGGUGCCUGCCGUGCCCCGGGGCGACAGCGACAGCGACGAGGUAGAAAGCAGUUUCCAUCCCAUCCCAGAUCCUUUGUCUCUCCUGAAACUCUACGCUGAAGUUGCUGAGGAAGAGGCAGAUAUGGCAGAAUCCAGCAGUCCUCACCCUGAGGAGCCCCCAUUUCCCAGUUCUCCCUGGAAGAAACUGAGGAGUAAGGAUGAGAAGGAAGAGAAGAAAAAGGUGUUACUGGUUGAGGACACCUCUCCUUUGCCCUCACCUCCACCAAGAAGCAAAAGCAGGAAGCAUACUCAGGCACUGCAGAAGUUAAGGGAGGUGAACAGACGCCUCCAAGAUCUCCGAUCCUGUCUGAGCCCCAAGCAGCAUCAGGGCCAAGACCACCAGAGCCAAGAUGAUGAGGUUCUCCUUGUAGAGGGGCCUGUCCUUCCAGACAACCCCCGGCUUUUUUCACUCAAAGUCCGGUGCCGGGCUGAUGUGAUCCGAUUGCCCAUCAAAAUGUCAGAACCCCUUCAGAGGGUAGUGGACCACAUGGCCUCUCAUCUUGGGGUAUCCCCAAGCAGGAUCCUCUUGCUCUUUGGAGAGACAGAGCUGUCCCCUGCUGCCACCCCCAGGACCCUAAAGCUCGGAGUGGCUGACAUCAUUGACUGUGUGGUGCUGGCAAGUUCCUCGGAGGGUGAAGAGGUGUCCCAACAGCUCCGGCUCAGAGUGCAGGGGAAAGAGAAACACCAGAUGCUGGAGAUCUUGCUGUCUCAAGAUUCCCCUCUUGAGACCCUCAUGUCUCACUAUGAGAAGGCCAUGGGACUCUCUGGCCACAAGCUCUCCUUCUUCUUUGAUGGGACAAAGCUCUCAGGCAAGGAGCUACCAGCUGAUCUGGGGAUGGAAUCUGGGGACCUCAUCGAGGUCUGGGGCUGACAUGCCACUCCCUGUUUGGAGGCCCAACUGGGACUUAGAAGAAACUCCUUUUUGGUCCUCUAAGGAUGAGCAGAAGGUGAGGUAGAGUUUAUUUUUCAUCUGAAUCAAAAGCAAGAGCUGACUGGGCCCCAUCUCCUGUCAGCCCUGGCCUCACGCUGUUUUAACCACUAGGUUAAUUGUGUGGGGCUUGUUGCUGCCCCCAGUGGCCUGUACCACCACGCACAUGUGCUGAGUUUUGCAGCCCACCUGUGCCCUUGGACCUCUGUUACUGCCCUUUGCUUCACUAAAAUAUGUUCUAUGAAACUUUGCUCGUGUUUAAAGAGUGAGUUGAAAUAAACAAGGGUUGGUUGUGGUUUUCCAGGUCUGGGAUUUAUACCACACUGAGGACCAACAGUGGCCUUAUUCUCACUGGGGUCUGAGUUUGCUGGGGGCAUGUGCAUUGCAGGCUCCUUAGCACACAGGAGAGCAGGUGAGCAGUGCAUGUGUGCUGAGCUUAAGCACAGGUAGACAGGAUAGUCUUUUAGGGUAAUAGGAGUGGAAUCUGAGCCCUGAGUGUCUCCUCAACCCCAGGACUGUAGUCACCUUUUCCGGUGCACAUAUUUAAGCCGUUCUGCUUUGGAUCUUGGGCAUACAGUCUCAUGCAAAAAUUCUCUGAUUUUUAUGACCUUUUCUCUUUACACCAUCCUCUCUCCUUAACACCCAUCUAAUGUAUUUAUUGUGCAUUUGAAUAUGAAUCUGUCAUUAAAAGUUUUAUGAGUGAAUGGAAUUGUGCAAUAAUAGAUCUAAUAUUCUCUUCACCCACCCACCCAUAGCUCUUGCCUGCUGUGCAUUGUAUCCCCGUCAUUGCUCUGACUGCUUCCGGGUGUGCCACGGGCAUCACCCGCGUUUUACUCACACGAUGCCUUAAGUGGCUGACGCCUGGGUGCUCCAGCGCCUUGGCGCUGUGCACAGGCCAUGAUGAGCAACAGCCUUUUCUGGGGCCCUUUCUGUGCUUGUUCUCUAGCCUGUGUGCCCUGGAGAGGAUUAAGGAUCAUACAGAUGAGUUUCUCCUGCUUCCCAGAGUUUUCCUCAGAAUGGGGAUUGAUUCUCUUUGGAAUCUUCCCUUUCUUCUCCUGCUUACCAGCACUGAGUAUUUUCCAGGUUUCUGAUUUGGGCUGAUCUGAUGGAUAUAAAGUGACACUGUGUUUUAAUGUGCAUUCACCUGAUCACCAUUAAUUUAGGUCCUUUUUUCUUUUUUAAGUUGAGCAGGGAGUACACACACUGUAAUUCC